Chelonoidis abingdonii (Abingdon island giant tortoise) is the source of this 4359-nucleotide messenger RNA. RefSeq names its product ATP binding cassette subfamily D member 3 (gene ABCD3). NCBI's taxonomy places the organism in Eukaryota, Metazoa, Chordata, Testudines, Testudinidae. Gene Ontology annotation, molecular function: ATP hydrolysis activity; long-chain fatty acid transmembrane transporter activity; ABC-type transporter activity. The record is from RefSeq and is a predicted model, not a curated record. Gene Ontology annotation, cellular component: peroxisomal membrane; peroxisome. Gene Ontology annotation, biological process: long-chain fatty acid import into peroxisome; peroxisome organization; very long-chain fatty acid catabolic process.
UCAGCCUCCCCCCGCCGGGCUCCGUUCGGCUCAGUCCUCCAGUCGCCGCUCGCUCCAUGGCCGCCUAUAGCAAGUACCUGACCGCGCGCCAUUCCGUGGUGGCCGGCGCGGCCGCCUGCGUCCUGCUCUGCCUGCUCAGGAAGCGUCGGAGAGCGGCUGCCAAGCACGGUAAGAAAAAUGAAAAACCAACAUUGCAGAAUAAUGAGAAAGAAGGAAAGAAAGAGCGAGCAGUUGUGGACAAAGUGUUCGUUGCAAGAAUUUGUCGAAUCCUGAAAAUAAUGGUCCCUAGAACAUUUUGUAAAGAGACAGGUUAUUUGAUACUUAUUGCCGUUAUGCUGAUAGUGCGCACAUAUUGUGAUAUUUGGAUGAUUCAAAAUGGAACAGUUAUUGAAAGUGCUAUCAUUGGUCGCAGCAGAAAAGAUUUCAAGAAGUACUUGUUCAACUUCAUCGCUGCCAUGCCUGCUAUCUCCCUGGUAAAUAAUUUUUUGAAGUAUGGGCUAAAUGAACUUAAACUUUGUUUCCGAGUAAGACUCACCAAAUACCUCUAUGAGGAAUAUCUACAGGCUUAUACGUAUUACAAAAUGGGAAAUCUGGACAACAGAAUAGCUAAUCCAGAUCAACUGCUCACACAGGAUGUGGAAAAAUUCUGUAACAGUGUAGUGGACCUCUACUCAAACCUUAGUAAGCCAUUUUUGGAUAUAGUUUUGUAUAUCUUCAAGCUGACAAAUGCAAUAGGAGCUCAGGGUCCAGCUACCAUGAUGGCCUACUUGAUAGUUUCAGGCUUUUUCCUGACGCGUCUAAGGAGGCCCAUUGGCAAGAUGACAAUUGCUGAACAAAAAUAUGAAGGGGAGUACAGAUUUGUCAAUUCCCGGCUCAUUACAAACAGUGAAGAAAUUGCUUUUUAUAAUGGGAAUUUAAGGGAAAAACAGACGAUUCACAAAACCUUUCAUAAACUGGUGGAACAUUUGCAUAAUUUCAUCUUGUUUCGGUUUUCUAUGGGAUUCAUAGAUACUAUCGUUGCCAAAUACCUAGCUACUGUGGUUGGUUACCUGGUCGUUAGUCGUCCAUUUCUGAACCUAGCUCAUCCUCGCCAUCAAAAGAGUACCCAUUCAGAACUCCUGGAGGAUUACUACCAAAGCGGAAGAAUGUUGUUGAGAAUGUCUCAAGCUCUGGGCAGAAUAGUCCUGGCAGGCCGUGAAAUGACCAGAUUGGCUGGCUUCACAGCUCGAAUUACAGAAUUAAUGCAAGUACUAAAGGACUUGAACAGGGGCAGGUAUCAGCGUACUAUGGUAUCGCAACAUGAAAAAGAUGGCGAUAGAACCCAAACUAUUCCCUUGAUACCUGGGACUGGAGAAAUUAUCAACACUGAUAAUCUUAUCAAGUUUGAUCAUGUUCCAUUAGCAACGCCUAAUGGGGACAUUUUGAUUCGAGACCUUAAUUUUGAGGUUCGGUCUGGUGCAAAUGUUCUGAUUUGUGGACCAAACGGAUGUGGGAAGAGUUCACUUUUCCGUGUUCUUGGCGAGUUGUGGCCUCUGUUUGGUGGAUGUUUAACCAAGCCUGAGAGAGGAAAGCUUUUCUAUGUUCCUCAGAGACCAUAUAUGACGCUAGGAACUCUCAGAGACCAAGUCAUAUAUCCAGAUACUGUAGAAGACCAGAGGAAGAAGGGGAUAUCUGACCAGGUGCUGAAGGAGUACUUGGAUAAUGUCCAGUUGGGUCAAAUCCUGGAACGUGAAGGUGGCUGGGAUAGUGUUCAGGACUGGAUGGAUGUGCUCAGCGGAGGAGAAAAACAGAGGAUGGCAAUGGCAAGGUUAUUUUAUCAUAAACCUCAGUUUGCAAUUCUGGAUGAAUGUACAAGUGCUGUUAGCGUUGAUGUAGAAGGCUACAUUUACAGUCAUUGCCGGAAAGUUGGCAUCACUCUCUUCACUGUCUCUCACAGAAAGUCCCUCUGGAAACACCACGAUUUUUACCUGCACAUGGAUGGUAGAGGAAAUUACGAGUUCAAGAAGAUAACUGAAGACACAGUUGAAUUUGGAUCUUAAAAUCCAUAAAGCUGCAACUACUACAAAGACUGAUCAGAGAACAUGUAGAAAGGAAAAACACAUAGCAAGAUAAAACUACUUGGCUUGUUUUUAAACAAAUUAACUAGGUAUAGGAUAAUCCAAAGCAAGCUAUUAAGCAUUUAUUAUUAUGUAGGAUAUUGCUAAUUCUGUAUAUGUUGGUUUAAUUAUUAAUAUGUACUAAGAAUGUCCUUAUUCUUGUGGUUAAAAACCUGCCUAAAUUAAAUUGGGCUUAAAUCAAUAUAACCUGAUUCAUCCUGGGAUGUAAACCAUUUGAAGUCAGCUGAUUUGACUUUUAUGGACCUUCCUUUCCUUCAGUGAAGAACUCUGCUAAAAUUAGGGUUACUGCCUCUCCUGUUUCUGGCAACAAUUCUGGAUUUUCACUAUUUAGUCUAUGCAUACUUCUGGAUUAUCUCAUAUGAUGCAGGAUGUCCUCCACUUUUCAUAGCUAUAUCCAGCUAUCCUGUACAGUGCCAGACCUGGGUAGAGGCCAAGUUUUGUGAUGGGUGUUGUAUGUGCACCAUUUAUGGUGCAGGAUGGACUGAAUCCAAGAUGGCAGGAGCCUAAUUCCCUCUGCUGUUAAAGAGAUUAGACCUGAUCCACUGUGGAUCCCUAGACCUUUUCAGCCUGUCGGUCCACAGCUCUCCUGUGCUUCUCACUGUCUCCCAUUCUUCCCCCAUUCAAUAAAAGUAGUGCUGAACUGUGUUCUCCUCCUCUCCCAGAAAAGGGAGUGGAAGCAAAUGGGGAGAGUUGGGAAGAAAUUGAGAUGGAAGGGAACUAAAAAAAAAAAAUAGUGGUGAAAAUGGUAUUCUGUAUUCAGGGGUCAGGGUCCUUGAAUAUUUUUCAUUUGGAGUUGCAUAGACACACUUGACAACUCUGGGAAGUUGAGGAGUAUGUUUUUAGUUCCCACAGCAAUAGUGGAGGAGGGAGAAUUAUUAAAGGACAAAUCUGCCUAUUGAAGUCAGAGGAGUUUUGCCACCGACAUUAAUGGGAUCAAGAAUUGGGCCCAAAGUGUAUCCUUCUAAAACACUUAGCAUCCCUCCUUGAAAGCAAAAUUUUGUUGCUCUCAGUAGCAGACUUUCACUUGUCCUCUUUGCUCCCAUUCCUAGGAUAUGUGGUGGUGGUCUUCCAUCAGAGUCCUCCUUUGUCCCUCUUGUUAAAAUAGGAUUUUCCCUGUCCAGCUGCUUUAUAGGUUUGGGUUUUAAGAGGGAGUGAUAAUGAUGGUAGCCUCUGUUUUGCUAUCCAUUUUUUUAUGUGAUGUCUGGGAUGCCACAUCUCAAAAUUCAUCAAAAUUUGACUCCAUAUCCUGAGGGUUUUUUAGGCAAUUUUAAUGUAAAUUAGUAAAUGAUAUGACAAUGGUCCUCAGACAGUGGUCCGUGGACCACUAGUCCAUGGAGUGCUGGUUCUUUUAUUACAACUGCCAAAUCUCAUUAAAAGACAGCUAAAAAUACAUUAAAUACUUUCCUAAUAUUACUUUUCCAUGUAAACAAUUACUGUAGUUGCCACAUGAUUUUAAGUGAUCACAAAUGCUAAAAGAGAUGGUUUGUGUGAUCAGGAAUGGGAGGCUGGUGGUCCAUGAGACUGUGUAUGCUAUGAAAACAUUUAAAAAUCCCUGCCAAAUCCCUGCCAUACACUGAUGUUCUUUUGGUGGCUCUGUAGUGUUGCACACAUGAUGUAACAUAGGAAUGCACUACAUGAAGACAUGCACUAAAUACACAAUAAAUGUGAUCUCUGUACAUCUUUUAUCAAGGUUUCCUUUUUUUAUAAUCAAUAUACACCCGUGUGUUUAUCUUCCUCUUAGUGACUAAUUCAGCUCUGUGAAUACUGAAUACUACCUUUCGUAUUAAGAUUAUUACUUUUUAUUUUCCCCUUUUAUCUUGAAACUUAAACUUGAGGUUAUUACACUUCUUGCCCAUACCACUCACAAUAUUAAAAUACUCUGACAUAGCAGAAGAAAUGCUAGUGCCCUCAUGUCUUAGAACAGGUACCCACUGACAUAGGCAAUACAUUCAACAUGUUAAAUAGCAUCAGUGAAACUCCAAAAGGCAUGUGUUAGAAGCUUAACUGCAUCCAUGGAUCACCUGACACUAAAAUAAACUGUUUCAUUCCACAAGAUGGCAAAGUUAGCUUUUUUACCAGUUUUUAAUUCAAAUUCUUAAACACUGAUAUCAAACUAAUUUAUAGUGAAGCAAGUUGUGCUGCUAUACGUGAGAUUUUAGUGUUUUCAUGAUAGCCCUAUAUUUUCAGGGUUUACCAUAAUGGCUGUUUUGUGAAAGUUGGCACCCAAUUGCAAGUUUUUUUU